Coregonus clupeaformis (lake whitefish) is the source of this 1436-nucleotide messenger RNA. RefSeq names its product delta-sarcoglycan-like. The coding region runs from base 490 to 1362 and encodes 290 amino acids. Gene Ontology annotation, cellular component: sarcolemma; sarcoglycan complex. The record is from RefSeq and is a predicted model, not a curated record. Gene Ontology annotation, biological process: heart contraction; cardiac muscle tissue development. Lineage: Eukaryota; Metazoa; Chordata; Actinopteri; Salmoniformes; Salmonidae. The transcript has 8 exons.
UCCAGUCCCAAAUAAAUAAAGAGGCACAGAAGGAUGUGGGGGAAAGAGAGAAGUUGCUGCUUUAGGAAGAACAAUGUUGUUGCUACCCAACCUUCUUUAUAUCCUGCCUGCUUUUGAGAACGUGUAAGGAUUAAAGGCGCGUGGCAGCGCUUACACAGGGAUUUCUACACCACAAAAGGAUGCUCAGUUCUCCCUCCUCUCCUGCUGAAGCCACAGAAGAGAGGACUACUGUAGAUAACUUGUCUCCUCCUGUCUCAGCGCUACCUGCCUAACAGUCAGCUCUGCGCAGCCACCAGAGGCAAUGACAGCCUUGCUGCUCUAGAGCCCCAUGGAGCGCAGUCCGCCGCUGAAUUCCACGCUUUUGUAGAUAUACAUUCUAAGAAAUUCGUUCUUAGAAGCCAAACCGAGAGAAAAUAAACACUGGCUGCUCACCAGCUCUAUGGUUUUCUGACUUGUCCAAGAUUGUGAUUUUUGGCAUCUGACUAAGAGAUGACCCAAGAACAGUGUACUCAUAGGAACAAUGUCCAGAGCUCAGAGAAACCACAUGUGUACAAAGUGGGGAUUUACGGCUGGCGGAAACGUUGCCUUUACUUCUUCGUGCUCCUGUUAAUGAUCCUGAUCCUGGUCAACCUUGCUUUAACCAUCUGGAUACUAAAGGUCAUGAACUUCACCAUUGAUGGUAUGGGCAACUUAAGAAUAACAGAGAAGGGCCUGAAACUGGAGGGAGACUCUGAGUUUCUCCAACCUCUGUAUGCCAAAGAAAUUCAGUCCAGACCAGGCAGCCCACUGUUACUGCAAUCCUCCAAAAAUGUGUCCAUCAAUAUCCUCAAUGGGAAGAAUCAGCUGGUCACACAACUUAUUGCAGGAUCCAGUGGAGUGCAUGCACGAGGGAAGAUGUUGGAAGUGAAAUCUAGCACAGGGAAGCUGUUGUUCUCUGCUGAUGACCAGGAGGUGGUGGUGGGAGCAGAGAGGCUACGGGUGACAGGUGCCGAGGGAGCCGUGUUCAGCAACUCUGUGGAGACGCCACACGUCAGGGCCGAGCCCUUCAAAGAGCUACGACUGGAGUCUCCCACGCGGUCUCUGUACAUGGAGGCCCCUAAAGGAAUCCAGAUCCUAGCAGAGGCAGGGGACAUCCAGGCCACAUGUAGAAGUGACCUACGCCUAGAGUCCAAAGACGGAGAGAUCACUCUGGAUGCACAGAGGAUCAGGCUGCUGCGUCUGCCGGAGGGCAAGGCCUCUCCCUCGGGGAGCACUUCCAGACAGACUGUCUAUGAGGUGUGCGUCUGCCCCAACGGGAAACUCUUCCUCUCACAGGCCGGGACAGGCUCCACCUGCCAAAUCAGCAACAAUGUCUGCCUCUAGAACACAUACACACACACAAACAUGCACACACACAUACACACACACACACAUAGAAAUAUUUGCACAUACACACA